Aspergillus niger is the source of this 891-nucleotide messenger RNA. RefSeq lists its product as uncharacterized. The transcript has 5 exons. Bases 1 to 891 code for a protein of 296 amino acids. Lineage: Eukaryota; Fungi; Ascomycota; Eurotiomycetes; Eurotiales; Aspergillaceae. The record is from RefSeq and is a predicted model, not a curated record.
AUGGCAAAGACAAUCGUCGCAACUGGCAUCUCAUCCGGCUUGGGCUUUGAAACAGUCAAGCAGUUGCUUGAGCAAGCCGAGCCGUACAACUUCAUCCUGGGCGCGCGAGACACGGCCAAGGUUCAGGCUGCUUACGAUAGCCUCAACUAUGAUACCUCUAAGCAUUCUAUUACCAUUUACCCACUGGAUCUCCUAUCCCUGAAGAGCGUGCAGUCUUUCGCAGCGAAUGUUCUUUCCAAGCUGGGUUCCGAGCAGCUGGCUUAUCUUUUCCUCUGUGCCGGCACCCUGGACAAGGCAGAAGGUCCCGGUCCGAAUGGAUCAAAAUGGUGCCAGGGAUAUGUGGUUAACCAUCUGGCCCAGCAUUAUCUGGUCCACUUGCUCCGUGAUGUGCUGUCUGCCUCGCAGUCACGGGUUAUUUUCGUUUCUUCCGGCGCGAUCCGCGGUGUCAGGGACCAGGAUCCAGGUGAGUAUCCCACACGCAUCCUUGCAACCCUUGAUGUGGACUUGAAAGCCAACUCUGGUGCAGGCUACCGCGUAGUGUACAGUGCCUCGAAAUUUGCUCAGCUGUUGGGUGCGUUUUACUGGCGCCGCGAACUGCCCUCUUGCAAGGUCGUUGCUGUUUCUCCGGGUCUUAUUCCCAGCACCAACCUCGCUACGCAAAUGGGCUUGACUAUGAACAUGACUGAUGCCAAGCCUAUCCCGGAAGGAGCCCAGAACCUCCUCCGCGCCUUUUUCGUGAACGACUUCCCAUCGGAUCCGGAACAGAUCUUCUUGACUAGCUGGGGAGAGUGGUGGCCUAAGGAUGUGUAUGCCCUGGCUCUUGAUGCCGACCUGCAGAAGAAGUGGUGCUUGAGCAGGGAGGAGAUUGAGAAGACUGAAAGCAUUGCUUGA